This is a messenger RNA of Drosophila takahashii, 1097 nucleotides long. RefSeq names its product Juvenile hormone binding protein 11. The record is from RefSeq and is a predicted model, not a curated record. NCBI's taxonomy places the organism in Eukaryota, Metazoa, Arthropoda, Insecta, Diptera, Drosophilidae.
CCAGAUAAAAGCUAGCACCGCUUCGAGUUCUAUCUCAUUCGUAACUCGCGCGUAUCAAACUCAAUUAGGAGGCUCUCCUGAUUGCGACUGUGAUUCCGGCUGUGUGACAGUGACUUGUAGGUGACAGUGACGACUGCUUUCCACCAUGUUUAUAAUUAGCUUACUGAUGCUGAUGCUCCAUGCCGGCCUCCAAGAAGUCCAGUGCGCAGUAUUCUACACGGAAAAGCCCUCCUAUAUUGAAUCAUGCAAGAUUUAUGAACCGGAAUUCACCAAAUGCUCAACGCGCUCCAUACAGGCUUUCAUGAACCAGCUGGUCAAAGGCAUUCCCGAGAUUGAGGACACCUUUGGACCCAUUGACCCCAUGCGACAGGAUCAGCUGGUUUUCAAGCAGGACAACAGCGAUGUGGCCACCAUUUCGGCCAAUCUCACGGAUAUGCUGAUCAGUGGCUUUGGCAAAAUGGUGAUCAAGGAAAGCAAAGUCAGCAAAAAGGACUUCAGUUGGCUAACAAAGAUCUAUCUGCCCAAAAUGCGAAUGGAUGGUCACUAUAAAAUGUUAGGUCGCAUUUUACUGGUGCCCCUGAAGGGAGCUGGAAAAAUCGUCAUGGAAAUAGAUGACCUGGACAUACUGAUGAGCACCAAGACACGCCUCUACGAAAAGGGCGGCUACACAUUUUACAAUGUGACUUCCGUGAAGGUAAAGUUGGAGGUUGGCAAAGUGCGAACCAGAAUGGAUAACCUUUUUAAUGGGCAAAAAGAGGUGGAACAGAGCACCAAUCAGUUCUUUAACGACAAUUGGAAGGAUGUUUUUGAGGCUCUGCGUCCCCUGGUGGAUGAAACGGUGGAGCGGACUCUACUGGCUCUUCUCCACAAGACAUUUGCUCUAUUUCCAGCGAGCUUUUUUGUAGAGGAUAUUCCCACCUCCUUGGCCUUGUAUGGUCGCAAAUCACACAUGAUAACGUAGGAAGCGUUUCAGCGAAGCGAAUUCAGUAACUAAAAAAAUAUUGUUUCGUAAAAAAAUUGAAAGCCAUGAUUUGUUUCCUUUAGAAUCUUAUAAAGUUAAUAAGAAAUAUACGAGUUUCUUAUUUAAACAAAAUCAA